AUGGGCCGUGUGGUGUGUAUGUGGUUUCCAAACAAUGAAAAUCUGAUAGAUAGCACUUGCAAGAGAACACCCAACUACAAUCUUUGCCUUCAAACACUGAAGGUAAGCCCUGGAAGCUCCACAGCUUAUGUCUCGGGGCUGGCUCUUAUCAUGGUCAAAGUGAUGAAAGCCAAAGCAAACGAUGCCUUGAAAAUAAUCGAUGACUUGCAGGGGAAGGGAGGAGCAGGACCUAAGCAGAGAAGAGCCUUGAGUUCUUGUGCCAGUAAAUACAAAGCAGUGUUGAUAGUUGAUGUUCCACAAGCCACCAAGGCUCUGCAGAAAGGAGACCCCAAGUUUGCUGAAGAUGGAGCCAAUGAUGCUGCUAAUGAGGCUACCUUUUGUGAGAGUGAUUUCUCUGGGAAUUCUCCACUCACCAAACAGAACAAUGCUAUGCACGAUGUUACUGCUAUUACUGCUGCUAUUGUUAGAUUGCUGCUCUAGAUUUUUAACUUCCUAGAACUAGUACUUAGUUGUAUUCACUGAUUGUUGCAUAUGUCUUGGAACCUGCUUUUGCUUGUUAUGUAAAAAAAAAAGCUGGUAUCUAUUUUAAAGCUCUUAUAAUAAGUUAAUUUCAUUUUGCUUUCUUUUUGUAUAUUUAGACAUCAUGUUCUGGAAGAAUAUGGUAGUGUACAUUCUUU
This is a messenger RNA of Vigna angularis (adzuki bean), 677 nucleotides long. Its product is annotated as cell wall / vacuolar inhibitor of fructosidase 1-like. The coding region runs from base 1 to 480 and encodes 159 amino acids. The transcript is spliced from 2 exons. Gene Ontology annotation, biological process: negative regulation of catalytic activity. Lineage: Eukaryota; Viridiplantae; Streptophyta; Magnoliopsida; Fabales; Fabaceae. The record is from RefSeq and is a predicted model, not a curated record. Gene Ontology annotation, molecular function: enzyme inhibitor activity.